CACAGAAGCUACUUUGCUACUGGUAACUGGAUCUUUGGGAAGGGAUGCCCGGAUGCCGCCAGGGCCACCGCUGCUUCUCCAUUCCCCAGACACUCUUGCGUGUCUUUGACAUCCAUGGACAAAUCCGCUGCAAGACAACAGCUUCCUCUUCUCGCUGGCUGGCUCGGCAAGUCAAAGACCCAGCUGCUAAAGACGCAAAGCUCAGCCAGCUAAGAGCCCGAUCUGCUUAUAAACUCAUGGAGAUCAACGAGAAGCACAAAAUCUUCAAAAAGGGACAGACUGUGGUGGAUCUUGGCUUCGCUCCUGGUGCGUGGUCACAAGUUGCCAUCUCCAAUGUGGGUGCAAGAGGACGGGUGCUUGGCAUUGACAUCUUGCCGGCAACUCCACCAAAGGGAGUCUCUUCUAUGCAAGCAAACUUUUUGUCUCGGAGAACUCAUAAUGCCAUUGUCACCUACCUCUCUGACCCAGAUCGUGGACGUCGCAUAUCCCUUUCGACGCCAGCGCGCAAGGAUGAUCCUGAAGAUGCAGAGGCUCUCGCGGCUAUUGAAGAUGCCCUGGAGCCAGAAUCUUACAUUGAUCUCGAGAAGCGAGUCUUGUCUGCAGAUGCCUUGCAAGACGAAGCAGGAAUCCACCGUGAUAUCGAAGAGACUCGGCCAAAGCUUGUGGAUGUAGUCCUGAGCGACAUGUUUGUUCCCCUCCCGAAUGGCGGUGCAUACCAUACUCAGCAGUAUCUGAUGGCGCAUUAUAGGAUGAGCAACACGACAGGUCUAAAGGCAGCUGACCACGGCGCGUCUAUCGAUCUCUGCGACUGUGCCCUUCUCUUCUGCAUAGACACACUCAAGCGGGGCGGUCAUUUUGUGUGCAAAGUUUUUAAUGGCCCAGAGGCUGCAGGACUUAAGGACCGUAUGAAGAAGGUUUUCCGACAGGUGCACGUUAUGAAGCCGGAUAGCUCACGCAAAGAAUCUGUUGAAGUGUACUUCAUUGGAAUGCGCAAACGCCCAGACAUUGAUCGCAAAAGCGUCACUUGGGAGUCUAUAGAUGGUGAGAUUUAACUCUAUGCGAUAUGUAUAAGCAAGAUUGUAAAAGAUGCGUUUU
Molecule: messenger RNA, 1095 nt
Organism: Protomyces lactucae-debilis
Lineage: Eukaryota; Fungi; Ascomycota; Taphrinomycetes; Taphrinales; Protomycetaceae
Product: FtsJ-like methyltransferase-domain-containing protein
Exons: 2
Coding region: 45-1052 (335 amino acids)
Biological process (GO): RNA methylation
Cellular component (GO): mitochondrion
Molecular function (GO): rRNA (uridine-2'-O-ribose)-methyltransferase activity
Source: RefSeq, a predicted model, not a curated record